AUGCAGAUUCCAAUCAUUGACUUCUCAGCUUUCCUGGACCCGUCUAGCAGCAACGAUGCAAAGCUCAAAGUAGCGAAGAGCCUUGAUCAAGCAUGCCGUGAAGUUGGCUUCUUCUAUCUCUCUGGCCAUGGCAUUGAUGCGUCACUAUUUACCAAGAUGCUCUCGAAUGCCAAACAAUUCUUCACCACCGCAUCAUCAGAGGAGAAGGACGAAAUCAAAGUAAAACCGAGCGGCGAAGGUGCCGGCGAUGAUAGCAGAGGCUACAGGGUAGUCGAGAGAGCUGAUGCAGGCUACAAAGCUGUUGAUUUCCUUCGCGAACUCGAGACAGAAGGACCACCAUACACAAAAGGUCUUGGCCGCAACCAAUGGCCCAAAACCCCAGCAUCUCUUCGUCAAAACGCCGAGGAAUAUACUACACGUCUUGUGGCGCUUGGUGUCGCGAUCAUGAAAGCCUUUGCUCUGGCACUAGACGUACCCGAAGAGAUAUUCGUCAGCAGAAUUGACGAGUCAUUCUGGCAACUGCGUAUAGCUGCAUAUCCCGGAGUCAUCGAAGGAGUAGAAAAAUCUAAGAGUGGGUUGUAUCAGCAUAGCGAUUUUGGAAUUUUGACAUUUCUCUUGACCGAUGAGCACAAAGGCUCUCUGAAAGUGCUGGCUCCAAAUGGCGAGGACUGGAUAUCUGCCGAUCCUGUUCCAUCGACUCAGCACAAGGUACUGCACGCAUCUCAGGAUAUGCGCAUAUCUAUCCCGUUCUUCUUCGAUCCGAACUGGGACGCCAGGAUUGAACCUGUUUUGGGUAAUGCUGAGAAGAAGUCGAAGGGUGAAGGCGUGAAUUACAAGGACAUAUUCACGGGUGCAAUCAAAUACCCCUACUAA
Molecule: messenger RNA, 873 nt
Organism: Aureobasidium vineae
Lineage: Eukaryota; Fungi; Ascomycota; Dothideomycetes; Dothideales; Saccotheciaceae
Source: the annotation of a GenBank genome assembly